AUGAAAUCAUCGAUUCUUAGUAAUCAAUACACAAUAAGGUUCCUUGGUUGUUGCAGCCGAAUAGGAGUUUACAAAAACAUUGAUAAAUAUUUUCCGAUUCAAAUUAGCAAUACAGUGUUUUUACUUGGUUUUCGGACGAUUUCCAAAAAUUUUCGAACCAUUUUUGGACAUUUUUCAGACGAAGUCAUUUUCAUUUUUGGAAAAAGUCUUCUUUAUUUCGGACGCAGUAGUAACCUUUGUGAAGCAUUCCCAGGUCUUGAAAUAUCUAUUAGUGGACUGUAUAAGCAUAUCAGAGAAAAAUGUGCUUUAUCAUUGAAGCAAGCAUCAAAAUAUACUGCAGAAAGAGAUGCUCCAAGAACUUUACAGCUUCGUUUUGAUAUUAUUACUCAGUGGAAAGCAGCAGGUGUGAAUUAUCGCGAGACGUCGAUGGCACGAACCAGCAAGGCAUCAAAGCGUUUGGAAUUGAGUAAUUUUCAAGGAUUUGUUUCUCAUUCUCAUAAAUAUCCAGACAGCUGUUGUAAUGGAGAGCUAAUUCAGGUUCUUUAAAAACUUUUUGGGCCUGCGUUCCAACUGCGUUCCUUCACACUGAUUUUUUUUUUUUUUUUUUUUUUUUUUGGCUUGAGUGAACCUUGGUGAGGAAGUGUAAUAAAAAU
Molecule: messenger RNA, 653 nt
Organism: Mucor mucedo
Lineage: Eukaryota; Fungi; Mucoromycota; Mucoromycetes; Mucorales; Mucoraceae
Exons: 2
Coding region: 1-546 (181 amino acids)
Source: RefSeq, a predicted model, not a curated record